Molecule: messenger RNA, 2640 nt
Organism: Aspergillus pseudoviridinutans
Lineage: Eukaryota; Fungi; Ascomycota; Eurotiomycetes; Eurotiales; Aspergillaceae
Product: M protein repeat protein
Exons: 3
Coding region: 1-2640 (879 amino acids)
Cellular component (GO): Golgi apparatus; endoplasmic reticulum
Source: RefSeq, a predicted model, not a curated record
AUGGCACAGAAUACACAAGGAUCGAAAUCGAAAUGGAAAGUCGGCUCGUUUCUGCAGCAGGCAGUCGCCGGCGUGGAAUCCAGAUUAGAUAUGAUCUUGGCUGAGGAGGAGGACCAGAAACCGUUGACGAGGUCCACAUCGGUCAAGUCAAAGCAGAACGAGAGCUUAGGACAACAGGCGACAAGUCCCAACCCGACUACAAGCACUAUUUCGCGGAGCUCAUCCAAUGCGCGGAAAAAUGAUCGUCUACAUGAACGCUUAGCUCGAGCCAUGGCCAAAUCAAAUGCCGCCGGGAAUGGUGUAUCACAGUCACCUCCCGGCAGGGUCUCUUCGCCAGCCAGUUCCUUACCGAGUAACGGCACGCGGUCGAGUUUAGACAUUGAAUCAAGUAUUAUCUCGCCUACAGGGACCGCAGAAGAACGUCCGGAUAGCCCGCUUGUCCGAGAAGCAGGCUCGCUGGAACUACCGGCAGGCUCUAGGACAAGUCACGACUCUGGGGCUAUUUCGCGAAAUUCCAAGGAGUUCACCGCAUCGCAUAUUGACGAGAUUGUAUCUACAGAAGAGUCCAUAGGAUCCGAACAACGACCCUCGCAAGAACUGAGCACGGCAGAACAACAUGAGGCCGGCGAAUUUGAGAGCCCGCGAGUAUCGCAAGACUCGAAACAAGCCGGGAAAGACAUCGCGCCGGAUACAAAUAGCGAUAAUCCAGCCAUUGCGCAGCUACAGGCGGAGCACGAGGCAGCGCAGACCCGCUGGCAGGAGGAAUUGCACUUGUACAUUGAACGAAUUGAUGCGCUACAAUCCAAGCUAAAGUACCUGGCCAAAGAAGCAGCCGAGUCUGCUAGGAAAGCUGCGGCGAACGCCGAGCCUGGGAGUGUCGAAAAGCAGCUUCGUGAGAAGGACGAAAAGAUUGCGCUACUGUUUGAGGAAGGGCAAAAGCUCUCCAAGUCGGAGAUGGACCAUCGAACGGCGAUCAAGAAGCUCCGACAACAGCUGGCAGAUAAUUCGAAGAUACAGAUGGAGACUAAGAAGAGAACAGAGAAACUCGAACGGGACCUGGCGAAUUAUGAAGCUAGAGCAAAGCGUGCUGAGGCUGCGGAGAAACGGGCGAACGAGUCACUAUCCUCCCAGACAAAGGUCGCACGGGACCUCGAGGCCGUCACGAACGAGCGGAACGCAUUGUCUCAGACAGUUCAAGAGAUGAAGGCACAACUCGCCCGAGCGGUUGCGCGUGCCGAAGCAGCGGAGGCCAAAGCCACAUCAGAUGCUUUGGAGAAGGAGAAGCAGCGGACGGCUCAGUUGGAAGAGGAACUUUCGAGUGUGAAGACUGAGCGCGAGAUUAAUGAGGAAAAACUAAGGAGGGAAGUUGCAGAUCUUAAGGAAGGCAUAGAGCAAGAGAAGGAGAAGGCUAGGAUGCUUGAGGCCGAGCUUAAAGGGGAGCAGUCUGUUCUGGAAAGCAAAAUGGAGGCGCUUCGCUCUAAAGCAGAAGAAGCCUCGUCCGGUUCUAUCGGUGAAACUCAGGCCAAACUUUUACGCCAGAUCGAGACUUUGCAAACGCAGUACGCAGUCGCUAGUGAGAAUUGGCAGACCCUCGAGGGUUCGCUACUAUCAAGGCUAGCCAAUGUGGAAAAGGAACGGGACGAUGUCGCAAGGCGAGAAGGGGAAAUGCGACGGAAGAUGCGUGAAGUGAAUCUCAAAGCGAAGAGGCUUGAGGAAGAGCUUGAAAAUGCUAAGGAGACCCAACAGGAUCUGGAGAGCAAACUUGAAGGGCAUGUGCAAGAAAUCCAGAAGCUGGGCCAAAAGCUCAGAACAGCAGAAGACGACUUGGUUGCUGCGCAGAAGGACUUCGCUGAGCAGAAGAAGGUGUGCGAUGCGACAUGGGCUCAGAAACUUGAGGAUGAGAGGAUGAAGUGGCGAGAACACGCACUGUCCACUCAAAAUUCACUCCAGGAACCGCGUACCCAGUCGCCCGUUGCUCUCAGUCGUAGACCGAGCAACCUUGACACAACCGGGGCGUCUCUGUCAGACUACAGGCCGACGAGUCGCCGUUCUUCAACGCUCCUCACGACAUCAUCAGAGGUGGGCACUCCCCCGCGGCAGAAUUCCCUUCCUGUUCCCGUCUUAUCCCCACCGAUGUCAACAAGUCUGUCAAACCCUCCGAUCAUGGAGUCUCCUGUCAUCACCUUCGAGCCGGACGACUUCUUCAGCGGCUCCGCGACACCGGCUACCCCGUCCGCUUAUGGAUUUACCCCAAGUCAUCAUUCGCGAGGUAUCAACGACAUCAUCUCGGAGUCGACAGUCGGUGCUGGGCCAUCUGUUCAGCUGGUUGAGCGUAUGAGCGCCACAGUUCGCCGCUUAGAGAGCGAACGUGCCGCUGCCAAGGACGAACUUGCACGGAUCACCAGGCAACGUGACGAGGCUCGAAAGCAGGUUGUUGACCUCAUGCGAGAGUCAGAGGAAAAGAAGGCCUCUGAUGCUCGCGUGAAGGAACUGGAGACAAGACUUGAAGACUUGGACCAGCGCUACCAAACAACUCUGGAGCUGCUUGGCGAGAAGAGCGAGCAAGUCGAAGAGCUUCAGGCUGAUAUUGCCGAUCUCAAGAAGAUAUAUCGUGAGUUGGUCGAUAGCACCAUGAAAUAA